Molecule: messenger RNA, 1509 nt
Organism: Antrostomus carolinensis (chuck-will's-widow)
Lineage: Eukaryota; Metazoa; Chordata; Aves; Caprimulgiformes; Caprimulgidae
Gene: DNAJC21
Product: DnaJ heat shock protein family (Hsp40) member C21
Exons: 11
Cellular component (GO): cytoplasm
Molecular function (GO): nucleic acid binding; zinc ion binding
Source: RefSeq, a predicted model, not a curated record
ACAGAUAAAAACCUCGAGAACGCGCAGGAGGCCGCGGAGCAGUUCAAGCUCAUCCAGGCAGCGUACGACGUGCUCAGUGACCCCCAGGAGCGAGCCUGGUAUGAUAAUCACAGGGAGGCUCUGCUGAAAGGAGGAGUUGAUGGAGACUAUCAAGAUGAUAGUUUAGAUCUGCUGCGCUAUUUCACUGUUAGCUGUUACUCUGGAUAUGGAGAUGACGAAAAGGGAUUCUUUACAGUCUAUCGACAAGUUUUUGAAAAGAUUGCAAAAGAAGAAAUGGAAUAUAUGACCCAGGAAGAUACUGAAGAAUUCCCUAUGUUUGGAUGUUCCAACAGUGACUAUGAUACGGUAGUCCACCCUUUCUAUGCAUACUGGCAGAGUUUCUGUACUCAGAAAAACUUUGCUUGGAAAGAAGAAUAUGACACACGACAAGCCUCAAACCGCUGGGAGAAACGAGCUAUGGAAAAAGAGAACAAGAAAACGAGAGAGAAAGCAAGGAAAGAGAGGAAUGAACUGGUCCGUCAGCUCGUAGCCUUUAUUCGUAAAAGGGACAAAAGAGUACAGGCUCACAGAAAACUUGUUGAAGAACAAAAUGCAGAAAAAACUAGGAAAGCAGAGGAAUUUCGGAGGCAGCAGAAGCUCAAACAGGCCAAGCUUGCUGAGCAGUAUAAAGAGCAGAGCUGGAUAACUAUGUCUGAUCUGGAGAGAGAGUUGCAAGAGAUGGAGGCACAAUAUGAAAAAGAAUUUGGAGAUGGAUCAGAUGGUGAAGGUGAACUGGAAGAACUGGAGACAAAAGGCAUUGAAGACAAACUGAGUGAUGAGACUGAAGAAGCUGAAUUUGUUGAUGGUCUGUACUGCCCUGCUUGUGACAAACUGUUAAAAACUGAGAAAGCCAUGAAGAAUCACGAAAAAUCAAAGAAGCAUCGAGAGAUGGUAUCACUGUUACGACAGCAACUGGAAGAAGAAGAAGGGAAAUUUCCUGUGUCUUUGGAUGAUGCAAACAGAAUAUAUACCAAAGAGGAGGAAGAAACAGAAGACAUGCCAAAACAGAAACUCUCGAAGAAGCAGAGGAAGAAACAGAAAACAAUGAUGGCUUACGAGGACUCUUUGGAUAAAAGUGCUGAUGAAGAAACAGUUGAACAGAAGGAGGCACCCAGCGUGGACAAGGACAGUGGCUCUGCAGAGGAUCUGGUCAAUGAUGGCCAAAGGUGUGCUGUGUCAGAGGAUGCAAGUGCGACAGAAGAUGUCAGCCAAGUGAACGAAGCAAACAGCAGUACUAAGCCUAAAGGUAAAAAAGCCAAGGAUGCAAAAAGGUCUGCUAAGGCGUCUUCAGAGCACCCAGCAAUGAAUGAAGUUCCCAUCCACUGUGUAACCUGCAACUGCGUGUUUCCAUCCCGAAAUAAACUGUUUGAACACCUAAAAGCCACAGGACAUGCAAAAGCAACACAAGCACCAGCUGUAAAUGGAGCUGUGAACACCAGAAACAAAAAAGAGAAACGUAAAAACAGAUAG